ACCAUAACAAAUGUGGCGGCGAGAUUAAAAUUAAACCUCAGCUUAGGUUAACUUUAAGCAGACAUUUCCAAGUAUUCGUUUGUAUCUUGCUUGUAGUUUAUUGUAUGAAUCAACAAGAUGUUCUCUCCAAGAACACCAAGCCUUUCCAACAGGCCUUCACCUUUUGCACAACCACGAAAUUCAAGACUUUCUAACACUACCCCAAGGCGAAAUCUGAGAAACCAGUCAGUGCUAUCAAGUCAGUCUUUUCAAGCCUCACAAAUAUUGGAGGAAACUCCGCUUCAUAGGAUUGAGGCAUUUGGAUCGGCUCUUCCUGUUUUAAUCACAGAAGCCUUAACUUUGUCUGACCGCACCACCACAGAAAUCACUGCUUGUAUAGAUCCGUCAGGUUGGGCUUGGCUUGUAGGCGGCAGAAAAUUGUUUGUCUGGAGGUACAAGUCCACUGGCGCCUCAAGGAAUGUUCAUUGUAAAGAACUGACACUGCCACCUAGUGACCUGGCACACAGUGCCGAGCGUGUGUGUGUGAUACCUAGUGACAAUGACAGUCAGCCGGCUGCCUGCGUGGCUGUGUCCCCUGAAGGUGUGGUCAGGUACUGGCCAAACAUAGCAUUCGAGUCGUCAACUGCAGAAAUUAGCGCAGAACUGAGAGGAGAGGAAUGUGCCAAAGUUAUCAACUUCCAGCCACAUGGAUGCCUUUUGGCCACUACAACCAGCUCUUUGUUACUGCUUGUCCCAUCACCUGGCCAGGCCAUUAUACAUUGCAAGCCUCUGAAAGCUUCUCAAGGUUUGUUCUCCGGAAUAAGUCGGAGGAUGUCGUCUUUUAUCUUUGGGGCCUCACAGAUCCAGACGAAUGGAAUGCCACUGCAGACCAUUCUCGCUGCACCUGUCAAUGAAUAUGAUAAUGAUGAUGACGACGAAGGCGAGGACCUGCGCUCAUUCUAUGUCCUCUCUGGUAACAACAUCUGCAAGUGGCAGGUACCCAGCAUUGGCCCUGAGAAGCUCCUUUAUCAAAUUGAUGCUGAGCGGAUGUUUCGGGAAGCACUGGCUAGAAAAGUCUGGGACCAAGACUCCAUACAACUACCUCAGCUGAAGACAUGGUUGAUUGACUUACAGUUAACAAGAGAAGGUAUUGUCAUGUUUGGUGCUGGUGUCAAUCUGGAGAUUUCACUGAAUGUCCACUUUGCUUUAGCAUAUUUUGAAACAUAUGAAGAUUCUCAACCUGCCAAUGUUAGCGAUCUAAUCAAGCUGAACUAUGACCUCACUUACUCAGAAGCAUCUGAGCACCAGAUCACUUCAUACAAGUUGAUUUACCUGUCCUCAGACAAGAGCAACACUGUGUUCAUCUACAACAAAAACUCAAUCCUCAUGCUGCAAGAUAACUAUAUUUUAGACAAGAUGGAUUUAAAAACCACAGGAGAUAUGUUGUUAGGAGCUGGUAGCUAUGGUGGGGUAGGGGUUUUCUUUUCAAACGCGCAUGGCAUUUUUAGCAUCUCUCCACAAAAGUCUGAGUUAAGUGUGUUAGAUGAGUCAAACAAUCAAAGCACCUCUAGGACUGAUAUGACUUGUAUGGUGUCAAAUGCUGGGAAAUUUAGUGAGAUGUUGGAGAGCAGUGACAACAAGACUAAGCUGAAAGGUGCUUUUAUAGCCUCAAUCAGUGAGGAUCGAGACAAGGUACAGAGCAUAGUGGAUGAGAUUCUCCACCCUGCUCGUCUAGAUCCGAGUGUCAAGUGGGCGGAGCUGGACAACGUCGUGUCUGGGGUCAGCAAGGAUCUGACAGAUGAUUACCCUAAUGCUGACCCACGCUGGGCGGAAUCAGACAAACAAGACUCUACCAGCAGCACAGCAUCAGUCAUCAUCAUACAGCAGCUCAAAGAUAAACAAAAGGCACAUGAUUUGUUUGUUAACUUUUUGAAAAACUACGGCAUCUGGGAGCAACUGAGUGUUGUUGGUGUCCGUGGCUCCCUGAUGCCAACUCGCAGGCUGCUCUGUGAACAUGUGGAGAAGCUUGAAGCUGCCAUGGCCCUGAGAGAGCUACACGCUGACCACCACAAAAUAGUUGACCACUGUAUAAGCAAAGUGUUGAAGCAAAGACGUGUGGCCAUACCUCCAACCCUAACAGCACAGGACAUGUUUUACAGGGAGGUGUCCAACAUCCAUGAGAUCCUGCAGCUGCUGGUCAUGUAUGAAAAAGAGACUCUGUCAUCUGAUCAGAGCAGUCGUAACAUCGUUAACUUGGUGUCAGCCGUCAACAGUAUUUUCCAGGGUAUGCUGCACAAUGCCCUUAAGUAUAGACAACAGAAUGAGGAGUACUACUCUGUUGACAAUGAAGAGAUACCAGAGUACAUUCCUUGGACAGCAACCAGCAUUAUGAGGAAAAUAAUGACAGACCAGAUUGGGCUGACGCUAGACAAAGCCAUCUCUGUGACUCGUGAGGUCGACGUGCAGGGUUCCUUGUUUGACAACAUUGUGAGCCUGGCGGACUUCAUCAUGGACGGGUACUCGAGCCAGCUGAAGUCUCUGCUGUUAGAUGAGAACAGGCAGGAGGACUACAUGAAGCUGGAAAGGGAGUUUGAGAAAGAAAGACACAAGCUGAUUCUACCACUGUUGAACCACAAGCAGUACGACAGAGCAGCAUCCCUGGGGGAGAAGUACGAGGACUUUGAGAUGCUGAUGAGGAUAUGUGACGUCACUGACAACCAGGAGAGGAUACAUAAAUACCGGUCUCAGUUUGCUGACAAGGGGUUUGCUCAAUUUUCAUUCAACUGGUACAUGAAAGAAGGAAAAAGAGGUCACCUUUUGUCACAGCCUGUCUCACAGGGGGAUGAACUGAGUAAAUUUUUAGACUCCAGCAAUGUCAAGUAUCUCAGCUGGUUGCAUGAGAUCAAUCGAGGAAAUUUCCUUGCUGCUCAUGACACACUGGCAGAUUUGGCCAGAAUGGAAACAAAUUUCCUGGCCAAGAAAAAGACAUUGCUAAGUUUAAGCAAGCUUGCGGCUCUUGCAGCAGAUGAGGAGGAAGAUGAUAUACAGGAUCGUAUAGAGAUGAUCAAUGAAGAACUAGAUUUGAUCCUACACCAGGAAGUACUGCCAGUAGAAACAAUUCAGAAUGUAGGGAUGGAUCCUAACAACAUGCGUGUUUUAACACCAGUUGAACUUAUUGAGCUGUAUAUCAGUGAACACAACCAGUCAGCCAAUGAAGGGGAUGUGAAGAAAGCUUUAGACCUGUUGCAUCACAUUGAUAAGGAAGGUGAACACGAUUAUGAAGCACUGAGGCUUCACAUUUGGUGUAGGGCUAUUCUAAUGGAUGACUGGAGUGAAAGAACAAAGGAGGAGACAGACCCCUUAGACUCAGUUAAAGAUAAAAUUUUCUUCAAAACAGUGGAUCUGGUUCAUAUGGAUGAUGAGUUGGAGCAACUUCUCCCAGAGCUGAAAGUCCUGAUGUCAGCCAAGGAACUGUCCAGUCUGACCAAGCAGCCGCAUUUCAAGUUUUUGAUGCAGGCAUGCUAUGAACAGAUACAGAAGGAAACAUCUAUGAUGGAUUAAGGGGCAGAUUCCUGGGAAGAGCCACAAGGACUAUCAUGGCAGAUUGAUUUUAAGGAGCCGCAAAAUACUUAAAGUGGAUUACAGGCAGAUAAUUUGUAGUGGAACAUCGUAAUGGCUUAACAUCAGGAAGUCAGAAAAAUUAUCUACAAAUAAUAUCUGUUGGCUAUUGGUUACCUCAGUGUGUUCAUUAAAGAUAUGGUCCAAGGGAAGUAAUUAGCUAAAAAAAAAGCUGGUUGAAUCAGAGUUGUCAACUAUUAUGGUCAUGUACAUUUGAGAAUAAAUGUUGUAUGUUGAUAUUUUUAUAAUUGUGAAACAAUAAACUGUUAUCAUGUA
Molecule: messenger RNA, 3873 nt
Organism: Physella acuta
Lineage: Eukaryota; Metazoa; Mollusca; Gastropoda; Physidae
Product: nuclear pore complex protein Nup133
Biological process (GO): poly(A)+ mRNA export from nucleus; transcription-dependent tethering of RNA polymerase II gene DNA at nuclear periphery; protein import into nucleus
Cellular component (GO): nuclear pore outer ring
Molecular function (GO): structural constituent of nuclear pore; protein binding
Source: RefSeq, a predicted model, not a curated record